Molecule: messenger RNA, 2429 nt
Organism: Diaporthe batatas
Lineage: Eukaryota; Fungi; Ascomycota; Sordariomycetes; Diaporthales; Diaporthaceae
Exons: 1
Coding region: 364-2037 (557 amino acids)
Source: RefSeq, a predicted model, not a curated record
UUCACUUCACAUAAACUCUCAUAGGAUAAAUUCGCAGGUCAACGCCCGUGGUUCUCGACUUACACCGGCUACCAGUACAGCUGGAGGCCGAGGUUCUGCUUACCUAAGCACAUCUUCAAGCAGGAGUACUCCGUACUUUUACUGCAGGCGGGCUCUUUGGAGCUCCCCCCCCCCCAAACCGCGACCGUCAAUCACAUCAGCGUCUCCAAACACCGAGAUUUCAAGCUGGAUACAGCCCGGUACUACAAUGUGACCGUUCGCCGCCUCGUCGAACCCUGAUCGAUUCCGAUUCCGAUUCCUUCCUCGUCGUCCUCGCGACGGCUGAGCGCGCCCCACCACUCUCGAUCAUAUAUCGUCGCCAAAAUGCGGCCUCGUGCUCUCAGGCGGUUCCUCCUCCGCCAGCUCAAGAAACCUGUCCAGCCGACCCGGGCUUUCACCCAUAACUCGGCCGCCCUCUAUAAUUCUCGCCCACAGCUACCCUUCCUUUCGAUCCCUUCCCGCAUCCACCGCCAACAAUGGCGCUACCUCACCACCGAGCGCAAGAUAUGGCUGCGGCGCGAGGCCAUGCUCAGCAUCAAGUAUUCUGCCUACUUUUGGGCAAUCAUGGCCUGCAUAGCGAGCGCCGCCUUCGCCGUCCAGCAGGAAUUCCUCGAGCGCCAGUUCCCAACCCCACAUGAGUGGUCGUUCCGCACGAGGAUGCUGAAGAGAGGUGCAGAGGCCGAGAGAAACCGGCCCGACGUCGUCAUGGAGAACUGGGCACUGGUCAACCAGAUGAUGAAGGAUGUCAUCUCCAGGCUUGAGGACCCCAACGGCGACGGAAAAGGUCUCAGGGACAUGGGCCCACAGAGCCCCGCAGGCACAAAGGACAUCUCCGCCAUGCCCGAGGCCUGGAGGCGAGGAUAUUACGAGGCGAUGCUGACGUAUGCGCGGGCAUCCGAGCAUGUUGAGGGCUGGGUGCUUGACAAAACAAGGAAGACGGUGUUUCCUCCCGACGUCGUCAAGGGCCCCUCCAACCCAUUUCCCAAACCAAUACCCCCAGGUGCCAAGUCUGCCCCGCGCGAGGAGGACUGUGUGCCGGCGGGUUUCCCCAGCCCCGACGAGUGCUAUCUCAAGCUGCUUUCAACCGAGGGCUUCACAUCAAAACAGCGCAUGGAUGCAGCACUUGCGUACGCGAACUGGCUCGAGUACAAAGGCGUGCUUGGGCCCGCGGCCAUCAUGUACGAGGACGCCGUGAACUUGGCCGUCGAGGAGAUAUAUGCCCCGGGCGCGCAACCACUCAUCGAUCCGAAAACAGCAGUCCUGACCGAAAACGCCGAGCGGAAGCCUUCAACAAAUUUACUCACAUCCCUGACGGCUCUGGCGACUUUCAAAGCCCGCCACGAGGACCCGUCCGCUGCCCUCCCCAUUCUCGUGUCUAUACUCAAGGCACGGCGAUCGCUAUCAACUGAGCCGCAACAGAAGAGCCCAGACGAGAAGCUUGUCGCUCUUUAUGACGGACCCAAGAAGGACAGUCCGUUACAGACAGUUCUCAACCUCUUCAAGCCGCCACCAUACCCGCCACCCCCGGCUGACGGGACCUCACCCCCCAUCCGCGACAGCAGGGAGCUCUGUGAGGAAGCUGGACUGGACUUGCACAUUGGCGAGAUCAUGUAUGUCCUCAAGGACUCGGCCCGCGAGGACGGGCUAGCGUGGACGCGUGAGGGCGUUGACCUGGCGGAAGAGGAGCUGCACAAGGUGCUUCAGGACGAUAAGGACAACCGGGAAGCCAAAAAGACGUGCCGCGAAUGCCUCGCCUCCGGUCUGGACAAUUGGGCGGCCAUGGUAAGCCGCAUGGUCCAGCAGGAAGAAGCUGCAAAGGGGCAGACCAAGUCGACAGCGGGCUGGUUCGGCCUCUGGUCCGGUGGCAAGGUAGAGGGUGGCGGCAGAUGGGCCGCCGAGGAGAAGGUGGUGAUUGAGAGGACAGCUCGCGCACAACAAGUACUGGAGGACCUCGAGAAGCCAAACGCCGGGCUGAUGACAUCGCUGCUGAGGGCUUAGAGAGUCCUGGCAGGCUAGGGAUGGCUGGCUGCCUCCACCCGUUCCGGCAGUCACAUGGUGUCGCACCAGGUGAGGCCCACUAUCAUCACAGUAAAAGCCGUAUUUGAAUGCGAAAGUAUCGUAGUUUGAUUCCCAAUGAAACCAUACCACAGAGCGUUUUCCCAGAGAAGGCUCUCCCAAGGGAAGCUAUUCUUUGAAAGAUUAUCCUCUUAAAGUGCUGUCCUGAAGGAGUUAAUCUCUUAGGAGGUUUUUUCUUAGAGAGAUAUCCUACAGAUGGUUAUGCCAUAGGAGGCUGUUUCUUGGGAGUUUGUCUCUUGGCAGAUUAUCUUAAGAGGAUAUCCUAGAGGAAGUUACUUAAGAGGUCACCCCCUACUAGAGGGUAUUCCAUGGAA